This is a messenger RNA of Cannabis sativa, 1769 nucleotides long. Its product is annotated as aldehyde dehydrogenase family 3 member H1. Gene Ontology annotation, cellular component: cytoplasm. Gene Ontology annotation, biological process: aldehyde metabolic process. Bases 137 to 1618 code for a protein of 493 amino acids. The transcript has 10 exons. Gene Ontology annotation, molecular function: aldehyde dehydrogenase (NAD+) activity. Lineage: Eukaryota; Viridiplantae; Streptophyta; Magnoliopsida; Rosales; Cannabaceae. The record is from RefSeq and is a predicted model, not a curated record.
UUAUUUUCUUUUGCUUUCUUCACUUGGAAUUUUCACAAGCCCAAUAAUAAAAAGUACCACCUUAGCCGACUAUAUAUAUAUACCUAUAUUUAUAUAGAGAGAGAUACAUAAGAAAUAUACAGUUUAGUAUAUAGCUAUGGCGAUUGACGGAGUAGAAGAGAAGAUGAUGAAGGAGGAGGUGUUCGAUUCAACAACGGCGUCGUUUUUGCUGAAAGAGUUAAAACAGAGUUUCGCCUCUGGUAAAACUCGGAGCUAUGAAUGGAGAGUUUCGCAGUUGAAGAGUAUUUUGAAAUUUGUCAACGAUCACGAACAAGAUGUGGUCGAUGCUCUUCGCUCUGACCUUUCUAAACCUGAAUUCGAAUCCGUCAUCUAUGAGGUAUCUAUGUUAAAGAAUUCAUGUAAAGGGGCUCUUAAGAAACUAAAACAUUGGAUGGUACCGGAAAAGGCUAAAACUUCAAUGACCACUUUCCCUUCUUCAGCUGAGAUAGUGUCUGAACCAUUAGGUGUUGUCUUAAUCAUUUCAGCAUGGAACUAUCCUUUCUUGCUGUCCCUGGAUCCUGUUGUUGGAGCUAUUGCAGCUGGUAAUGCUGUUGUUCUGAAACCAUCAGAAAUUGCUCCAGCCACGUCCUCAUUGCUUGCUAAAUUACUAAGUGAAUACAUGGAUAGAUCUUGCAUAAGAGUUGUCGAGGGAGCUGUUGCCGAAACAUCUGCACUGUUGGAGCAAAAAUGGGACAAAAUUUGUUACACAGGCAAUGGGAAGGUAGGUCGCAUUGUGAUGCAGGCUGCUGCAAAACACCUUACGCCUGUACUUUUGGAGCUCGGUGGAAAAUCUCCAGUUGUUGUUGAUUCAGCCGUCAAUUUACAAGUUGCUGUGAGGCGGAUUAUUGCUGGCAAAUGGUGCUGUAAUAAUGGACAAGCUUGCAUUUCUCCUGAUUAUAUCAUUACAACAAAAGAUUUUGCUCCCAAGUUGGUGGACACUUUGAAAGAGGAGUUAGAGAAAUUUUAUGGGAAGAAUCCAUUACAAUCAAAAGAUUUGUCUCGUAUUGUGAAUUUAAACCACUUUGCUCGCUUGUCAAAGCUCUUGGAUGAUGAAAAGGUUUCUGGUAAAAUCGUCCUAGGAGGCGAAAGAAAUGAAACCGAAUUGAGGAUUGCCCCCACACUCUUGUUAGAUGUGCCCCGAGAUUCUCUGAUCAUGAGUGAAGAAAUAUUCGGUCCUCUGCUUCCAAUUAUUACAGUUGACAAAGUAGAAGAUAGUUUUGAUAUUAUCAGCUCGGGACCAAAGCCCCUUGCAGCAUAUUUAUUUACCAGCAACGAAAAGCUUAAGAAGCAGUUUGUUACGACGGUAUCUGCUGGCGGUGUGGUUGUCAAUGACACUACCAUACAUCUUGCAGUUGACUCACUCCCAUUUGGAGGAGUAGGAGAGAGUGGAAUAGGUUCUUACCACGGGAAAUUUUCUUUCGAUGCUUUUAGCCAUAAAAAGGCAGUUGUCUACCGAAGCUUUCUUGGCGACGCAGCAAUAAGGUACCCGCCUUACACGUUAGGUAAGCUAAGGCUGUUAAAGGCCCUUAUGGGUGGUAGCAUAGUACGCAUAAUCCGAGCCUUGUUUGGAUGGUCUUAGCAACUUUGAAUACAUGUGAGAGUUUGUAACAAAGUUUUUUUUUUCCCUCUAUUUAUGGAUCUUUUGUUUUGAUUUUAAAUUUGAACACGUUUAAUUUAUUCUGGAAUCGGAAAUAAAAUUUGCUAUUUAAUUGUUUGUACACUACAACAAA